Messenger RNA from Notodromas monacha, 1485 nucleotides. The record is from the annotation of a GenBank genome assembly. Lineage: Eukaryota; Metazoa; Arthropoda; Ostracoda; Podocopida; Cyprididae.
AUGAUGGACCUGCACAUGGGCACCAGGUGUCGCCUGGCAUCAGCCCUACUUGUGGCACACACAGGCCUGCGAGAAGCGGCCUUUGCUGGUGCCUGGGUGGUGAAACUUGCAGUCAGCCAGUCUGCCCCCCUCAGGGGCUCAGCCAAAGACUGUCUCCCUUGUGCCUCAUCCUCAACUGCACCAGUGGACAGGAGGACAGAGACCAGGACUGCACUCAGCACCACAGCAAACAGGAGGCACACUACCAACACUGGGACCCAUUUGGGGAGGCGCUUGAUGGUUGCUGCAGCUGCCAGCAGAGGGCGUGGUGCUCCUCUCAGUGGUGUUGUUGUUGUUGUUGAUGUUGUUGCUGGGGCUUCUCCAGCAGCAGAGAGCAAUAAGACAUGGGCUGCUGGCCUUGGAGAGCGCGACACCUAUGAAACGUUUCUUGCGAAACCUCAAUCAGCUGGGGAAAGUUGGCAACAGGUGUCGCUUGCUCAAACCUUCCUGAACAUGGGACUCAGAAGUCAGGCCAAUCUUGCUGAAAAUCUUUGGCUUCACUUCAAACGAGAAUGUAGGGAUGAAAAGUGUCGGGAUUUCUCAACGGGCUCUGUGAUGUUGUUGGAGCCAAGAGCUCUGCGGCCAUUCAAGACCUCAGAAGAAUACUUGUAUGCCAUGAAAGAAGACUUGGCAGAGUGGCUAAAUGGCCUCUAUUCUCUCAACAUCACUGUGGACUGUUUCAUGGACAAGCUGGAGACUGGUGUCGCCCUCUGUGAGAGCUUUAUUUGGGCACUAAUGGGGGAGUUGUUGGAGAAUUAUGGGCUCCAGACGGGCUCUGUGAUGUUGUUGGAGCCAAGAGCUCUGCGGCCAUUCAAGACCUCAGAAGAAUACUUGUAUGCCAUGAAAGAAGACUUGGCAGAGUGGCUAAAUGGCCUCUAUUCUCUCAACAUCACUGUGGACUGUUUCAUGGACAAGCUGGAGACUGGUGUCGCCCUCUGUGAGUUGGGAAUCAUUGAUUGUCUGUUGUUUGAAACUGAAGACCUGGUGGCGAGAAAGAAUGAGAAAAGUGUGGUUCUGUGUCUUCUGGAAGUGGCCAGGAGAGGCGCCAGAUUUGGCAUGGCGGCGCCCUUGUUGGUCCAAUUUGAGCGCGAAAUUGAUCGCGACAUUGCCAAGGAUCAAAGGCAGGAAAUCAAGAUUCAGGACAGUGGUGAUGUUUUCGCCGCAUGCGAUGUUGAUGGUUGUGCCAGUGAUACGCAACCCGCCGGGCGUGAACCUGUGGUGAAGCAGAUGAGCGUGCAGAUGGAGACUGUAAAUGGAGGCAUUGCAUCGAUGGUGUCGACAGUGUCGACGGUGUCAACGACAGCAAUGACGAGUGCCAGCGUCGUUGGCGUCAUUGACGAUGAUGAUGACGACAGCAGCAUUGCCGACAGCUGCGGUUCUUGCCCGCAAAUCGUCACCAACGACCUCAAGAGCCUCGACGAAAUGGGGGAGGAGAAAAACACAACG